AUGACAGCGUUCUGGAUUACACUGCUUCUCCUUCAACAGGCAUAUUCACUUGUCCCAGUAACCACAGUUCAACUUGGAGAUCCUGUGACUCUCACAUGUGAUUUGCCUAAAGAUUGGAACCGCAUGAAACUACACUGGUACAAGCAGCGAGCCGGAGAUAAUCUGAAAUUAAUAACAACAGUUUACAGACAAAUAACCCCUCAGUUUGAACCAGAAUUUAGCAAAUCUAGAUUUAACUUAAUCAAUAAUGGGAAUAUGAGCAAGCUGACCAUUUUUAGGACAACUGAAGAAGAUGAAGGAAUGUAUCACUGUGCAGUUCUGGAGUGGAAUGAGGAUAAAUGGAGUGGGACAUAUUUAUCAGUACAAGGAAACAGUGAGAGGACAUCAAACUUGACAGUCGUUCAGUGGCCGACAGUCUCUGAUCCGCUCCAUCAGGGAGACUUGAUGACUCUGCAGUGUUCGGUCCUCUCUGACUCUGAGAAUAAAACGUGUCCAGGAGGUCACAGUGUGUUCUGGCUCAGAACCCAGAUAGAGAAAUCUCAUCCAGACAUCAUCUACACCGAUGGAAACAGAAGAGAUGAAUGUGACAAGAGAUCUAAUGCUCAGAAAAGCUGUGUUCAUCACUUCUCUAAGAGCAUCAGCUCCUCUGAUGAUGGGACUUACUACUGUGCUGUGGCCACAUGUGGACGCAUUUUAUUUGGAGAUGGAACCAAAGUGGACAUUAAAGCUCAUUCAGCACAUUUGGACUUUCUUGUUUGGAUUCUCUCCAUCUGUUUGGUUAUUUCAGUUGUCCUAAAUGUUUUCCUCUUCCUCAGACUAAAAUCACAUAAACAACAUGAAGGGUUAGAAAGUCUUGUUUCACAAGCCCAAAAUGACAACACGCACCAUCAAGAGCACGAUAACACCAGCGCUGAGCAUGAAUUAAACUACGCUGCUCCAAACUUUUCUGUCAGAUACACAAGGGAAAGAACGACUAGAGAGUUCACCAGGGAUGAUGUUUACGCUCAAGUAAAAUCCUGA
Molecule: messenger RNA, 1020 nt
Organism: Cheilinus undulatus (humphead wrasse)
Lineage: Eukaryota; Metazoa; Chordata; Actinopteri; Labriformes; Labridae
Exons: 6
Coding region: 1-1020 (339 amino acids)
Biological process (GO): response to bacterium
Source: RefSeq, a predicted model, not a curated record